AUGGUAUUGAAGCAGACCCAGAGAAGAUUUCGACCACUGCAGUGCCGCCCGCCCCUGAUGAGUCCCAAGAAGAGCUUUUACUUGGACAGCGGACCACACCCAAAACUUUUUUUGACACUAAACAAGCUUUGUCAAAGCCACCCAUACUUGCGGGCGUUUGAUCCAGCUCUUCCUACCAUUCUGCAGACAGACGCCUCCAGACUCUAUGGCCUCGGCUAUGUGUUGUUGCAGGACCACGGUGCUGGAAGAUACAAGAUGGUCAAGUGCAAGUUCUAUCUUCGUGGACUUCAGCACUUCAGUUUUAUGACAGAUUACCGUCCAUUGGUUCCCAUUUUGAACCAUUAUUCUCUGGAUGCUAUUGAAAAUCCUCGCCUCCAGCGCAUGAAGGAUAAAAUCGCACCCUACAUUUUUACUGCAAUGUGGCGUGCAGACGCUAUAGACGAGCAAGAGGAUCUCUUCAUGGAAGAAUUGCGUAUGGCUGCAUCUAAGGAUGCCUCAUAUGAAGAAUUGCUUCAUCAUGUAAAGUCAGGAUUCCCCAAUGACCGCUAUAACCUGCCAAGUACCCUGUGUCCGUACUGGAAAAUUCGCAAUGAGUUGUACAAAGAUGGUGACUUGGUGCUGUAUGGACCUAGAGUGGUUGUCCCUGCUUCUUUACGCCGUAGCACCCUCGCUCGCCUGCAUGAUUGCCAAUCCGGUGUGGAAGCUACAAAGCGUCGUGCACAACAGACAGUCUUUUGGCCAGGCAUUAAUGCAGACAUAGUGAAACUGUUCGUGCCUGUGAACCCAUGCCAGCGCCUACAGCCUAGCCAGCAACAGGAGCCGUUGCUGUUAGAAGGGCAAACCCACAAGGGCCAUUCAUGUUUGUAUCAGCUGACUUUUUCAGUGUUGCUGGAAAACACUUUUGGUGUAUGUGACAGAGUUUCUGGAUGGCCUGUUGUCAUCCCGUGUGGAAAAAAAUGCAACAAGUGCUUCAACGAUUAG
Messenger RNA from Penaeus monodon (black tiger shrimp), 981 nucleotides. RefSeq lists its product as uncharacterized. The record is from RefSeq and is a predicted model, not a curated record. The transcript is spliced from 4 exons. Bases 1 to 981 code for a protein of 326 amino acids. Lineage: Eukaryota; Metazoa; Arthropoda; Malacostraca; Decapoda; Penaeidae.